This is a messenger RNA of Cladophialophora carrionii CBS 160.54, 795 nucleotides long. RefSeq lists its product as uncharacterized. The transcript is spliced from 2 exons. NCBI's taxonomy places the organism in Eukaryota, Fungi, Ascomycota, Eurotiomycetes, Chaetothyriales, Herpotrichiellaceae. The record is from RefSeq and is a predicted model, not a curated record. Bases 1 to 795 code for a protein of 264 amino acids.
AUGGCCAAUGUAAAGAUCGUCUCCCCAGCCGAAUACCUCCCCCUCCGGCUGUCGCUGCUCGAGGCUGAGAAGGAAAACACCCGCGCGCGCGACGAACUGGCGCGCCGACGCCGCGCCCUCCCCGUCGUCGAGGUCACCACGCCGUACACCUUCACCGACGCGGCGGGCAACAAAGUGACGCUGGCGGACCUGUUCGACGGCCGGCCCCAACUGAUCAUCUACCACUUCAUGUUCAGCCCGGACUGGGACGCCGGCUGCGCGAGCUGUUCCGUGUUCGCCGACUCGAUCCCGGACCUGCGCCACCUGCACGGCCACUCGACGACGUUCGUGGCCGUGAGUCGCGCCCCCAUCGACAAGAUCAACGCGUACAAGGCUCGCAUGGGCUGGACUUUCCCCUGGGUGAGCUCCUUCGGGAGCAGCUUCAACUACGACUUUGGCGCCACGCAGGACGAGGCCGUCGCGCCCGUCAAGUACAACUUCAAGACCAAGGACGAGCUGGAGGCUCGUGGCAUGGGCUACUUUGCGCGCGGCGAACAGCCUGGCCAUUCCGUGUUCAUCCGCGGCGGCAGUGGCAGCGGGGCCUCUGGCGUGGGUGAGGAGGGCAAGGUAUAUCAUAGUUAUAGCAGCUACGCGAGGGGUGGCGAGCCCAUCAUCAACACGUUCACCUGGUUGGACAUGACGCCCCUGGGGAGGCAGGAUGGUGUGAGUGGCGUGGAAGGCCUAGGAUUUAAGCGUCAUGAUGAGUACACGGUGGAAGAUCUCAAAGGGUUGCCCGUGCAGAAGGUCGGUGCGUGA